Anopheles darlingi is the source of this 4888-nucleotide messenger RNA. RefSeq lists its product as uncharacterized. Gene Ontology annotation, molecular function: protein binding; DNA binding. NCBI's taxonomy places the organism in Eukaryota, Metazoa, Arthropoda, Insecta, Diptera, Culicidae. Bases 497 to 3646 code for a protein of 1049 amino acids. The record is from RefSeq and is a predicted model, not a curated record. The transcript has 9 exons.
GCGUGGUGGUGGUUUUCGGUGGCGUUUCUUUUGCUGUUUCGGGAAAAAGAGGCGCACUUUUUGGCUUUCGUCAAAGCAACGCAUCUCCACCAAGCGCUGGUGCCGCUGUUUUUCCGCAGUGAAUAUUGUUCGGGGAGUGUCGGAAGCCCGCGACAAAUCGAUCAACGUUGGCCAGAGUGUUUUGGUGAUCGGGCACCUCGCCCUUUCCGCCUCCUCACCGAGGAAGCUGUGGAUUCGGACUGGCCGAGACGCGUUUAACCUCACUUUUGUUCCUCGGCUGGCCUCGGGUGCUAUCCGAGCACGGGCGUAAUUGCUGGUUUUUUCAAGUGUUGCUCAUUUCUGACGCCGCGUUUCCGGUGACCGUGCGUGAUCCGUGGGAACGAAUCCGUGGUGGAACCGUGCCUUCAAGUGGCCCCAAAGUGAAAUCCAACGCAGAUAAGCGGGCGCGUUUGUGAAAAGCCCGUUCCGCGCGGUCGUCUUGUGACUCCGAGAGCGAAUGGUGGAGGACGGCAGCUGGCCGGCAAAAGACAACAAUAACGGCGCCGCAGUGAGAGAGAAAGAGAUGGAGAAGGACCACCACGGUUUGCACCAGGCGUUUGCCGGCGGUGGCAUACCGCAGCAUCAACAAAACGAAUCUCCCGACCAGCAUCAGGAAGAGGAAGAAAUGGAGGAAGAGGAGGAAGAGGCAGGCAUCACGAGCGAACAUUCGGUGCACGGUGAAAAGCGGAAAUUCAGCGAGAUCGACUCGGAGAGCGACGAAGAUGGUUUUGCCGGAUUCGAAGAGGAUGCCGUCAGCGACAAUCUAGGCUCUCCAAGCACCACCUCCGAUGCGUUCCGGACGGCCUUGAAAAGUCAGAACAACCGAACUGUAGAGAACAACAAAUCCGAGGAAGAGGUGGGAGGCCCAGUAGAAACGGCCUCAGUGGACGAUCACCCCGAGAUCAAGCAGGAGUAUAUGGAUGUCGCUAGCGGUGCUGUAGCUGGUGGUCAGGAUGCCACGAAGUUGGCGGCGACGGCUGUAGCAGCGGCGGCGGCCAAGAAGAAAGUAAAUGUCCCUGUUAAUACACAGGAUGUUAUCUAUAAGCUACCGUUUAAAUACGGCUGGAAACGCGAGCUGGUUUAUCGUGCCAACAUGGAAGGCAACAGCAAGGAUAAGGGGGAAGUGUAUUAUAUCACGCCACAGGGCAGAAAGUUGCGAACUCGCAAUGAUAUAGUGUCUGCUUUACAUGACGAUCUGACGAUGGAUAAUUUUACAUUCGUGAAGGAACCGGUUGGUGGCAAUCCGGAGGAAGAGACAAUUCGGAGUGCAAAAUCGUAUGGAAAUCCGCCGAAACGUUCCGUUUCGGGUACACCGACAGCGACGAUUCUGGAUAGUUCGGCUGACUUGGGCAAACGGGUACCGAAACCUAAAAUGCCGAAAGGUGCAAGUCCGACGCCUCCAUCACCGUACUCCAAAGCGGGCCGCUUAUCGCCGAAAAGCAAUGCAUCCUCCGGUGUGGGCGCAGGUGGUGGUGGCACAGGCGUUCUGACGGUAUCGUCACGCAACAACGUGUUCAGCGGAUCAACUAAGGGAAAUGAAAAUAUCAACAAUCAGGAUAGAGCGAAACCUGUUGGCAAAAAUCGGCUGGAUACAUGCACGAUACAGUGCCUACCAGCGAUGGGGAUGAUACCGCAACUGCAAUGCAUUGUUUGUUAUGCAAUGUAUCACCCGGAAUGUGUUACUGCUACAACCGCCGAAGCAUUAGCUCGGCGCUUCACGUGCAAGAGUUGUGUCGAUGAUGCUGUGGCCGCGGAAGCGCAACUUGCUCAGAACUACAAAGAAUCGUUCGGAAUGCAUGAUACUAGCAAUGGAAAUGCGCCUGUAGCAGCGGCUGCUGCUUCCACUGCUAAUACUGUGGCCAAAAACAGCAAAUCAUCUUCAUCGAACAAGACGAUCGCGACGGACGGCGGACACAACGCAUCAUCUAAUUUAGUGCAUAAAGAGAAAUCGAAACAAAAGGAUAAAGCAUUGACCCCCCAACACCCUCAGUCUAGCUCAAAGCACCCCAAAUCUCAACCGUCGGGCGGUGCGAAGAACUCGGAGACAGACAAGCCACCACAGGAAAUAUUGGUCAUCGGUGGCAAUGAGUAUGUGGUAGUGCCAAAGGGAAAAGAAACGAGCGCGAAAAGCAAAAAAGCAUCGAAAUCCACAAACCUGCCCCAACAGCAGCCAACGAUCGCCAAAAGUGUGGACGAAUCACGAAAGAUGGCAAGCAAUGCAGUAUCUGGGCCAAACAACAAACAUCUUGGCACGAACGAUCGACUCUCUGGUGAGGGAGUUUUACCUGCGGUGGGCGGCGGCAUUGGAGGGACCGGUAGCCAUGUGGGAUCCUCCAGAAACCAUCAUAUCACAGCAAGUAACGGCAGUGCUCGGGAUCCUUCCAACUUCCUUUCGGAGGUAUCCGCUGGAUACCAAGCGUUGAUGCAGAUCUUCGAUUACCUCAAAGUACAAGAACUCCUCCGAGCCAGUAGCGUGUGUCGAAUGUGGAACCAUGUGGGCAAUCAUCAGCGCUUCUGGCGAACGGUUCGAAUGAAGAACUCGUACGUUAAGGACUGGGGAGGUAUGAUCGCAAAACUACGCAAGAACGGUACAAAGCAUCUCGAUCUGCGCAAAGUGUUGAACGCAGGCAGCAACGAUGAGAUGUGGCGAAGCUUUAUCGAGCAUAUCGGGCAGGCACCGGAGAUCGAGACGAUCGACUUGUGCCGUUGCUCGUCGUCUGUCGUUGGCAAGCUGUUACGCUCGAACCCUAAUCUGCGCGUGGUGAACGCACUGGCAAUCAAAAACGAUCCGAUCGAUUUCAUUAACUUUGAACAUGGCAAAAACCUGGAAGAGUUACGCCUGAAAUCGUCUGCUCCGAUUUCGGUGGACGGUGAUCUGCGGCAGCUGGGUGCAUUACGUAAUCUGAAACACUUAUCACUGACAUCGAUCGCCAAGCUGGGAGCGACCUCAAUCGACGCGCUUGGUUCGUUGGUGCUGCUGGAAUCACUCGAGCUGGGUGAGUGUACGGAGAUCGGUGCAAAUCUGGCCGAGAUUCUGCCUAAGCUGAGCUUCCUGAAGCGAUUGCGUUUGGAGAAGGGUCAGGACAACUUUGACAUGUUCACCGUUCUCGAUGGCAUUGCGAAGGUGGCCACACUGCAACAACUAGAGCUGAUCAACUGCGAUAUCAAGCUGGGCUUCGAUAAGCACAUCGUGAGCUGUCGGAACUUGACCAAACUAUUGCUCAUCCCCACGUACGUCUCGCAAUCUGCGGCUACGAAUCAGAUGAUUCUGAAAGGAUUACUGAAGCUACAUGCCACCCUGCAGCUGGUCGUUUGGGUCAUCACGGAGGAACUGCUGCGCGUGACGGAGUUGUACAUUGGCACUAACGUGGACGAUAGUGGCGUACCGAACAAGCUGGGCGAAACGAUUCCGAUCCUGAAACCGGUACCGGGUAGCGACGAACCCUCGAGUGUCACCUAUCAGACGGAUGUGCCCGAUAAGGUGGAAAUUGUUCCGCUGACCAAGCUGGAAAGCAUCCUCGAGCGAAGGGUACCUAACACGAAGGUACUGAUACUGAAGAUUCCGUUCACAAAUACGUGGAAACAAACCAUGGUAGAUCAUUUGUGAAUGCGGGAUCUAGAUCUAGCAUAGCCUAAGCAACGACAAAGAGACGUCGGUUGCUGUCGAGGUAGUUAUAGUUGAAGUUGAUUAAAGUGUGUAAGUCCUUUUUAGCUGACAGAUACGCGCGUGUAAAUAGUUUAUGGAAUAAACGGCUCGUUACAGCAUCUCCAUGCAUGACGGUGUGCAACCCUCGCUAACGGAGUAAUCAAUCAUUUCGCAGCGGGAACUUGUUAAGAUGAAAACUGGAUAAAAUUUGCUCCACAGCGACAAGACAUGUAGGAUGUACGUUAGAGCCAAGAGUUAUUCCGUUAGCUAACUAAGUAGGUUACGAUGUCAAUGGCAUUGUUUCCUGAUGUGUUGAUAACGAGAUAGUUUGUUGAUUAUAUCACAUCGUCCCGAUUUUGCUUCUCUUCCAAUAACUUGCAGUAAAUGAGGGAUCGUCGAUAAGUGUGCAACGCUGAACUACGUCUAACAAGUAUAAGCAACAUAAUUUGUUGGAUAUUCCAUCCGAAAAGUGCUGAUCCAACGAUGCCUAUACUUUUGGAAGUGAGUCAAAACAUUUAAAUCAAUUCAGUUUAUUCUAAAAUCAGUUUGAUUCUGUUGUGAAACUAUUACAAAUAAAAAUGAAACGUUUCUAAUAGAUGGGAAUCAAUCUAAACACUUAAGCACGAAUGACAGUACAGAGAUAGAGAGAGCGAGUAAUUUCAAAAAAUGUUUAUUCUUAAUAAAAAAUGAGGCAAAAAAGACAAUGUUGAUCCGCGAUUCAUGUUAUACUUGCACAUUCUUCCAUUUCCAAAUCAUAACUAAGAGCAUAUAAAGGCUAUAGAUACGAUUCUGUAGAGUAGAUUUGUUUGGAAAUGAUCGUUUACUUGUAACUUUUUAUUUUAAUAUUUCCUUUAUUAAUGAAUUAGCGAACUGUUAUAGUAGAAUCAACGUUGCUCUUCAUUUUCCGAAUUUCUAUUGUUUGCCGUUGCAUAGUUGAGUUGCAGUAGUUGAGCUAUGGAUUAUGAUUAGCGAUGUACUAUACAAACGUAUCAAGAAAAAAUAGAAAUCGAACAAAAAUUAUUAUUCGUAUGGAAUGAAGUUAUUCGUAUUCUUAAAAGAGGUUACGUAUUUAUGUUUUAUGGUUAUAGGUUUUUGUUUUCAGAAAAGCUUAUUUUGGUUUUUAAUGGUUUUCUUCUGCUCGCGCUCAAAUAAAAAAAACCUUAACAAGCCCCGAAUGCAAAAGGGAAACAAGCUGAAGCAAUU